AUGAAGACCCUGACAGAGAACAGCCUCUUCUCUGAGGACGAAGAUCCCCUGGAGCCAGAAACCUGGUGCUCCGUCUACGGCGUUUCGGGGGCCGGUGGGGGUUUCCUUCGCAAACGCACUUACUUUCAGUCUCCAAACUCUCCAAGCCUUGCUCGCUUUCACACAACUCCACAUGUACCGCUCACCCAACGGAACUCU
This is a messenger RNA of Dibothriocephalus latus, 198 nucleotides long. Lineage: Eukaryota; Metazoa; Platyhelminthes; Cestoda; Diphyllobothriidea; Diphyllobothriidae. The record is from the annotation of a GenBank genome assembly.